Molecule: messenger RNA, 1851 nt
Organism: Cutaneotrichosporon oleaginosum
Lineage: Eukaryota; Fungi; Basidiomycota; Tremellomycetes; Trichosporonales; Trichosporonaceae
Source: RefSeq, a predicted model, not a curated record
AUGAGCAUCAAUGAGCAGACACCGCCUCCAACACUCGUCACUCUUGUCAUCUCACACUCUCGCACCAUGUCGCUGUCGCCGGAUUUCGUGCGCUUCGAGGCGCAGAGCCGCCGCUCAACUGUGUUCAGUUCUAAAGGCAUCGUAGCCUGCUCUCAGCCCCUCGCCGCCAGCGCGGGGAUGACCAUUCUUCGAGCUGGCGGAAACGCCGCCGACGCGGCCGUAGCGAUGGCUGCCGCGCUCAAUGUCACCGAGCCAGUCAACACAGGUAUCGGCGGCGACCUCUUCGCGCUGUUCUGGGACGCCAAGGCGCGGCGUGUGCGGGCGGUGAACGGAUCAGGACGGAGUCCGCGAGCGCUUUCUCUCGAGAAAGCGGCCGAGCUCGGCAUCUCGGGCCAGCGCAUCCCGUACGACAACGCCAAUGCCGUGACCGUGCCCGGUGCCGCGGCCGGCCUCGUGGACAUCCACGCGCGCUUUGGCGGCGGCAAGCUGUCGCUUUCCGAGGUGCUGGCGCCCGCGAUUGCGCUUGCCGAGGACGGCUUCCCCGUCCACCAGAUGUGCUCGUACGAGUGGGUCGACUUCGAGCCGCGUCUGCAACAGGUCGCGGCCGAAUCGCAGAGCGGGGGGUCAUACCCCUUCUUGAUCAACGGCAGGGCGCCGCGCCCAGGGCAGUUCUUCUCGAACCCCGACCUUGGGAAGACGCUGCGCCGGCUCGGGAAGGAGGGAAAGGACGCGUUCUACAAGGGCGAAGUGGCGCAGAAGAUCGUGGACGCCAUCACUUCCCGCGGCGGCGUCAUGACUCUCGACGACCUCGCGGCGCACGCGACCGACUUCGUCGAACCCAUCGCGUAUACGUACGGCGAGAAGGAGCAGCUCACGGUGCACGAGUGCCCGCCGAACGGGAGCGGGCUGGCAGCGCUCAUCGCGCUCGGCAUUAUCGACACGCUGCGCAUCGACGGCGUCGUUGAUUUCGACAAGAUGGAGGAGGGGAGCGUCGAGUGGUUCCACACACUUAUCGAGGCUCUCCGACUCGCUUUUGCCGACGUGCAUGCUCACCUCGGCGACCCAAACUUUGUCAAUGUGCCCGUGAAGCAGAUCUUGUCGCGGGAUUAUCUCCGCGAGCGGGCACGGCUGUUCAACCCCCAUGGCACGGCCAAGGUCAGCGCCGGGGCGCCGCCAUCUAGCGACACGGUGUAUCUCACUGCGGCGGACUCGGAGGGCAACGCCAUGUCAUUCAUCAUGAGCAACUACCUCGCGUUCGGCACGGCGAUCGUGCCCAACGGCUGUGGCUUCACGCUCCAAUCACGCGGCUCGGCGUUCAGCCUAGACCCCUCGUCUCCCAACCGGCUCGAGGGCGGCAAGCGCCCGUUCCACACCAUUAUCCCGGCCAUGGUGACGCGCGGCGAUGAGCUCUUCAUGUCGUUUGGCGUCAUGGGCGGCGCCAUGCAGCCGCAAGGGCAGGUGCAGGUUCUCCUGAAUCUGCUGCAUAACGGGCGGCAGCCGCAGCUGGCGCUUGACGCCAAGCGGUUCCUCGUGGGCGGCACGGGGCUGUGGCAGUCCACGGAGCCGUACUACAACACGUGUGUGGCGAUCGAGGACGGCGUGCCCGAGGAGGUGGUACAGGGCCUCGAGCGCAUCGGACACCAGAUCCAGCGCGUCAAGGGCUCAGACCAGAUCUUCUUCGGCAAGGGCCAGGUCAUUCUGCGCACCGUCGACGAGCGGACGGGCAAGACGGUGUGGGCGGCCGGGAGCGACUACCGUGGCGAUGGGUGUGCAAUCGCCCAGUUUUAGAGUGUCCGUUUGAGAGGAAAUGGAAUGCAGACUGUGCGAAGAGCGUGUGUGACGGGAUGGAAG